AUGUUAUGGUAUUUUAUCAAUGAAGAAGAAUUUUUUUUUGAAUUACGUUGCCAACUGUUGCACGAAUCUGAGUGUUUUAAGAAAAGUUUACAAAUAUUUGAUUUUUCUUAUUUCAAAACAGACUUCUUUAAGCUUUUCGAAUCAGAGAGUGAUGGACAUCAGAGGGAGGAAACUCUUGAUUGCUUUUGUUUAGUUGAAGUACAUCAAACAAAGCCAAACCGCAGUGACAUUGAUAUGUAUUCGAAAAACAAAUGA
This is a messenger RNA of Echinococcus granulosus, 255 nucleotides long. RefSeq lists its product as hypothetical. The coding region runs from base 1 to 255 and encodes 84 amino acids. NCBI's taxonomy places the organism in Eukaryota, Metazoa, Platyhelminthes, Cestoda, Cyclophyllidea, Taeniidae. The transcript is spliced from 3 exons. The record is from RefSeq and is a predicted model, not a curated record.